Molecule: messenger RNA, 306 nt
Organism: Histoplasma mississippiense
Lineage: Eukaryota; Fungi; Ascomycota; Eurotiomycetes; Onygenales; Ajellomycetaceae
Exons: 3
Coding region: 1-306 (101 amino acids)
Source: RefSeq, a predicted model, not a curated record
AUGCCCCGCAACACCCACCGUUCUACUGCCUCGCAAGCUUGUAAAAGGACUCCAACUACCCUGCGCCUUCGUCUGUCCAAACUGCCUGUUCCGGAUGUUCCGGAUAAUGACGAGAAUCCAACUGAUGAUGAGAAGGAGGAUAAGGAGGAGGAGGAGGAGGAGGAGGAGACACAGCUGUAUGAAUGGGUGAUUAUCAAUGGGAUAAAGAAGUCUAUAAAGAUCAAGUUAUGGAAUGUCACAACAAAUGAUAUGACUGUCAGCUUCUAUUGUAUUCAAUAUAUUGUAAAAAGAAUAGCUGAAAAGUGA